This is a messenger RNA of Brienomyrus brachyistius, 1443 nucleotides long. RefSeq names its product CMRF35-like molecule 9. Bases 409 to 1305 code for a protein of 298 amino acids. The record is from RefSeq and is a predicted model, not a curated record. NCBI's taxonomy places the organism in Eukaryota, Metazoa, Chordata, Actinopteri, Osteoglossiformes, Mormyridae. The transcript has 7 exons.
CUAAUUAUUUUGUUUCUCACCAGUACAGCAGCUAAGCGUCCCAGUGGGAAUUCUCCUGAGUCUCCCGAUUUCCCACUCCAGGCCUGCUUGUUGUGAUCAUUCCACCAUCACCUGUGGUGGAUUAUUUCGGCAUCAAGAUGAAGUAGGUUUUCACUCAUUGAUUUCCACCAGGGGGCAGUAUGACGCUUGAGAUCAGGCAUAAUGAGAGAGACAAAAAGAGAGAGAGAGCUAGGAGGUGGGGAAUACAAGCCAGUGCAUGCAGAGUUGGUGAAAGAAGAGGGAGGGAGAGCAGUACUAAGGAUGUGACUGGGAGACCCAGGAGCAGGACAGAGAGAUCUUGUGGGAGACAUUGAGAGAAGUUUGGAAACGGCAGGGAAACACCAAGGAUUAGGUGACCUUCAGGCAAGCAUGAGGAACCUUAUAGUCGCCAUCUGCCUCCUUUCAGCUGGAUGCUGGGUGGUGUCAGGUGUGGUCAGAGUGUCUGGAUAUGAAGGACAAAGGGUCACAAUCAGAUGUUCUCACGGUAAUGCAGGAAGCAACAGCAAGUAUUUCUGUUUGGGGCACUGCUCUUCUAAAGACAUUCUCGUUAAGACUGUUGAAGGUCAUAUAUACCAGCAGAAGGGGAGAUUCUCCCUGUAUGAUAAUAGAUCAGGAACCUUCACUGUAACCAUCACUGGACUGAGGAAGACCGACACUGGGAGAUACUGGUGUGGAGUAGAGCGAACAGGCGCUGACACCUACACAGAGGUGCACCUCAGAGUGACAGAAGCCUCCUCUAGAGCCUCCAGUGCCCCCCAGCUGCCAUCGCGUGUCCCUGCCACCUCUGCGCACCCCCAGGAUGGAGCAGACCCCCCCGGCACUUCUGGGCCUCUUCCCCAGCACUCGUCAGGUGUUCCCAGGCAGUUCCAAGGUCAUAGUACUACAGAGACAAUGAUGGCCGUCCAGAAUGCUGUUAAAUUUACACAUUAUGUGACCUUCAUCACUGCGGCAGUGAGCAGCACCGCACUGCUGUUUGCACUGUCUGUGCUGAUAAUCUACAAGCAGAGGAAGGGCGUCUCAAAAAAUUCACCAGAAGCUACCUUCACAAGCACUGUCAACACCGAAUAUGGAGUCUCAAGAAACAGCAUAAGGGCUGAGCAGAACAACGGGAUGUCUGUGAACGAGCCUGAUGCAGAUACCUUCCUCACUUCUGACUUAAGUUCCCUAGAAAACAAUCACAUCUAUUCAAACAUUCAAUGCAAUCCCCUUCAAACUGAUUCCAUCUACCUAAACAUCAACCCCCUAAAUCCACUUUUUACACACUAAAAUUUAUGCAGCAGUUAUCAACCCGUUACUGAUUUGUUCAUUUUUGCAAAUGAACCAAGUAAUGUUGAGUAAACAAAUUUCAAGACUUAAGAGUUCUUUGUUGUCAACACAUCCGUGUACAGCCCCAAAUCAGGAAAA